Molecule: messenger RNA, 1317 nt
Organism: Cladophialophora bantiana CBS 173.52
Lineage: Eukaryota; Fungi; Ascomycota; Eurotiomycetes; Chaetothyriales; Herpotrichiellaceae
Exons: 2
Coding region: 1-1317 (438 amino acids)
Molecular function (GO): oxidoreductase activity
Source: RefSeq, a predicted model, not a curated record
AUGGCUACUGCGUCUCACAUCGAGCUGAAUCCCGCCAGCGCUGGUGUCUACCAUGUCCCCGAUAUAACAACUGAGUCUGGCAAGAUUGGAAGCCAGCUUCUUCAGGAAAACCACGACCAAUUCCAUAUCUACUUUAAUAACAGCGGCUUCCAUAACCAUAUUGCUCAUCAUUUGUUAAGCAUUUACGCCCUAGGAGCCACUCCGGAACAGAUCCAGCAGGCUUUCGACAUCAACAAGUCCUAUCAAAGGCCUCAGUUCCCGGUGGAUAAACAGGAUGUCGAAGCACUGACAGAUGACGACAAGUUUAGAGAGUUUUUGGGCAAGGAGCGCUAUUUCCAUGACUUUGAGAUCUUCUUUCAAAAAGAAAUUGAGGAAAAGGGCUGGGAGAAAGUUCUGAAUGAGCACUUGUUUGCGCGGAAUGAGCAUGCUGAGAAUCUGCUUGACAGAAUGUUUGCUGGCUUCUUACACCCCUUGAUCCAUCUCGGAUUUGGUGUCGAGUUCAAGCAACCAGCCAUCAUUGUCGAAGCCCUUGCCCAAGCGGCAGUACACGAUGGGUGGACAGGAAAAUUCCUCCACGCCGCCGAAGAUGCCGCUAAAGGCAAUACUACAUCGAAAAGUCUGGUGCAGCUCAUCCACGAGGCGCGUGCAAAUGAAAAGCUCCGCACAUCUGCUCACUGGGAGGACGGCAACAAAGUACGCGAUGGUGUUUUCGUCCGCGCUCCAGAUGAAAUGAUAUCACUGGCAUCUCAAUGGCAUGUCAAGCCUGACGAGCUGGAGCAGAAAACAGCCGAGAUGAUCAACGCUAGCAUCUAUUUCGCAGGCGCAGCACAGAAACCGACCAAGCAGAUCAAAUUCGACUUCUUCUACAUGCACUGCGUCAACUGCUCCAUCUUUUUCUCUGCAUUCCUCAAGGAGCCAUGGUUGAAAGUGGAGGACAAGUGCAGGCUGCUGGAAUGGAAGGGCCGAAUCGAUCUUGCUUUGUAUGUGUCACGAGGAUGUCCGGAGCUGCUGAUAGAUGAAAUCAAGAACUACCAACCCAAGAACUCGAGUGACGGGUGGCCAGAAAUCAUCCGUCGGGUCGACAAGUUCCCUGACGAUGGCCAUGCCAGCAAACUUGUCCGGGCGAUUGCGAACGGCGAGCAAGUGUGCAAGCAGUACGAGGCUCAGGCGGGUGAUGCAUUCCCCAUUAAGGGAGACAUGUUCUUGAGGCUGGGUCACAUGGCAAUCGACUCGGUGGAAAGCAGUGAUCCCAACUGGGUGAGAUCUGCCGGUUUUGAAGAGGCGUGGGAGAGUAUUCCAGGACGGGCUAAGUUGUGA